GGGUUUCUCUAUUUUCUUCUAGCAGCUGCUCGGUGUAUUCUCCUCCGGCCACCGCACUCGUCAUCACUGCAAUGGAUUCUGAAAUCAAGAAUGCAAAGGUUGAAAAAAUUGUGGGUCGUACUGGUUCAAGAGGGCAGGUGACUCAGGUUAGAGUGAGGUUUCUGGGUGAUUCAAACCGUGUCAUCAUGAGGAACGUGAAAGGGCCAGUUAGAGAAGGUGAUGUUCUUACCCUGCUUGAGUCUGAAAGAGAAGCAAGGAGGUUGCGCUAGAGAACUACUCAAUGGAUUUGAUAAAGUUUAGGUUUUUAAUAUUUUGGUUCUGGAUAUGAUAAAGUAUAGAUUUUGGCCAAUGUUAUUAUCAUACACUAAAAUUCUGCACUUAUUAUGAAAUCCCAUUUUGUUUGGUCAA
Messenger RNA from Lathyrus oleraceus (garden pea), 408 nucleotides. Its product is annotated as 40S ribosomal protein S28. Gene Ontology annotation, cellular component: cytosolic small ribosomal subunit; ribosome. The record is from RefSeq and is a predicted model, not a curated record. NCBI's taxonomy places the organism in Eukaryota, Viridiplantae, Streptophyta, Magnoliopsida, Fabales, Fabaceae. Gene Ontology annotation, molecular function: structural constituent of ribosome. Gene Ontology annotation, biological process: translation; maturation of SSU-rRNA; ribosomal small subunit assembly. The transcript is spliced from 2 exons. Bases 72 to 269 code for a protein of 65 amino acids.